Macadamia integrifolia is the source of this 996-nucleotide messenger RNA. Its product is annotated as transcription factor HEC3-like. The record is from RefSeq and is a predicted model, not a curated record. Gene Ontology annotation, biological process: regulation of DNA-templated transcription. Bases 30 to 773 code for a protein of 247 amino acids. The transcript has a single exon. Gene Ontology annotation, molecular function: DNA-binding transcription factor activity; protein dimerization activity. Lineage: Eukaryota; Viridiplantae; Streptophyta; Magnoliopsida; Proteales; Proteaceae.
AACCCACAAGCCUUCUUGUUUUUAUCAUUAUGGAUAUCAACCACAACAGCAGCACAAGCAACCACACUUGUAGUGGUCUUGACAUGACCAUGGAAGGUCUAAUCCUCCAUGAUCAACUUCCUUAUGACUUGGUUUACCCUAAUUAUCCUCUGCAGACACAUCAAAUAAUACCAUCCCCUAGCCAUGUACUCAGUCCAGGUAAUUUCCCUAGUGAAAAUCAACAGGGAAUAAGCCAGAGAGAGGAACAGCAAGAAGAGCCAGAAGAAGAACUAGGAGCCAUGAAAGAGAUGAUAUACAAGAUAGCAGCAAUGCAACCUGUGGACAUCGACCCAGCAACAAUUCAAAAGCCGAAAAGGCGUAAUGUCCGCAUUAGCAACGAUCCCCAGAGUGUAGCUGCACGCCACAGAAGAGAAAGGAUAAGUGAGAAGAUAAGAAUUCUUCAGAGACUAGUUCCAGGAGGAACAAAGAUGGACACUGCUACCAUGUUAGAUGAAGCCAUUCGCUAUGUCAAGUUCUUAAAGAGACAGAUUCAUGAGCUGCAGUCCAAUGAUCAGUCAUCUAUGCCGUCACCGCAUAAUUUCGGAGGAGUCAUGGGACACUUAUCAGCUAUCGAAUGUGAAGCUCUCGGCAUCAUCUCCCCCUCUUCUUCUUCGGUGCAACAGGCUAUUGGGUCUGCCGGAUUCACCAUUGGAGCCACCGGAGACAUCCCAUGUGAGACCUUAUGCUUUAACCAUCAAGAUGAGGUAAUUAGGAUCAAUGACUCGAGUGAUUAAUAACCAUGCAAGUUUAUAAGUGUGUGUAGAUUGUAAUUUUAGUAUGGUAGUGACCCUAUAAGUGAGUGAGUAACAGUACUGUAGGAGACUAUUACUUCCCUUCCCCUCUCAUGUUUGUGUUUUAAUUAAGUUUUGUUUAAUUGGGUACGUGAAGAAAUCUUGUUAGGAUCUAUUUGCCAAAGUGCAAUUGAAUAAUGAGAAGUGUCACCUUGGGUUACGUAAA